Messenger RNA from Pyricularia grisea, 912 nucleotides. RefSeq lists its product as uncharacterized. Lineage: Eukaryota; Fungi; Ascomycota; Sordariomycetes; Magnaporthales; Pyriculariaceae. Gene Ontology annotation, molecular function: protein binding; ATP binding; protein kinase activity. Bases 1 to 912 code for a protein of 303 amino acids. Gene Ontology annotation, biological process: protein phosphorylation. The transcript is spliced from 5 exons. The record is from RefSeq and is a predicted model, not a curated record.
AUGCCAACUCCGGACUCGACGGGUUCGUCCGUCAGAGUGAUCCUGGAGGAUCGGAGCGUUUCGCCCUCAUCCCUGUGUUCAUACCACCUUUACCCUGGACAGCUACUGCGUUUUGGCCGAGAGCCAGACGUUAAUGAUGUCGCCAUCGUGCACAGUGCUGUCUCCAGAAAGCAUCUUGAAUUCUAUGUCAUCAUGUUUGACGACGGUCCAGAUCAUCGCCCAAUGGUCUAUGUCAGGGACAGACAAUCGACCAACGGAACUUUUGUAAACGGCCAUAUUAUCGGACAAGGGACACUUAAGACUCCUGGGAGACUGCUUUCCAAUUACGAUUCCGUGACGAUCGAGCCGUAUUGGAGGUUCACGAUAGACGAAGACAUCACCAGUACCAUCAAGAAUUCUUUACCACCCUUGCGGCCGACGGAUGCAAAGGCCAUCAAGCACUUCAAAAUCACGAGUCGAAGUCUUGGGAGCGGAGCUUAUGCCACAGUCUUCCUUGCCGAGGACAGAAAAACUCAUCAGCAACUCAUGUGUAAAGCUCAUCAGUUGGACAGACUUUCAGGCGACUACAUCAAACGCGCUGAGCGAGAGGCUGCAAUCCUCAGUCAAUUGGAUCAUCCCAACAUCAUGGCCUUCAAGCAGGCCUUUCGGUCAAGUACAGCUUUCCUUCUAUUCGCCGAGCUUGCCACAGGUGGUGAUCUCUACUCACUUUUGAUCACUCGGGGAUGCCUUUCCGAACUUGAAACCAAAUGGGUAGUUCGGCAGGUUGUCUUGGCUCUGGAUUAUAUGCACACCAAGGGUAUAGCCCACCGCGAUCUCAAGCUUGAGAACAUUCUCUGUGCAGUGUGCCCAUCACCUACGGAUAGGUUCGUAACUUUGAAGCAGGGCUCUGUUAAUAUCGAUGUUGUACUCUGA